Molecule: messenger RNA, 579 nt
Organism: Yarrowia lipolytica CLIB122
Lineage: Eukaryota; Fungi; Ascomycota; Dipodascomycetes; Dipodascales
Biological process (GO): riboflavin biosynthetic process; FMN biosynthetic process
Cellular component (GO): mitochondrion
Molecular function (GO): riboflavin kinase activity
Source: RefSeq, a predicted model, not a curated record
AUGAUGAUUAGUUGCACCAGAACCGCCAUACUCCCACUGCGAAGACGUCUCAUGACCGCUUCCACCGCCUACCCCAUCAAGUUCGCCUCGUCCAUCAUUCCCGGCUACGGCCGCGGCUCUGCCGAUCUCGGGAUCCCUACAGCCAACAUCCCCAUUGAUGACGUGCCGGUGCUUGAUGCCCUCGAUACUGGAAUCUACUACGGUCUCGUUCAGAUCCUCAAAACCGACAAGCCCAGCGAGAAGAAGACGAGCGAGUUCCAGAAAGACCGGGUCGUGGACUUUCAGUACACCAACAAGCUCAAUGACCAGGAGAUCAACGCCGUUCUGCCCAUGGUCAUGAGUGUGGGGUGGAAUCCGUUCUACAAGAACGACCAAAAGUCGGCCGAGAUUCAUAUCAUUCACAAGUUUGCACAUACCUUCUACGGCGCAUCGAUCAAGGUAAUGGUGCUGGGCUACCUGCGACCCGAGAAGAACUUCACCAGUUUGGAGGCUCUGGUCGAUGAGAUCCACAACGAUAUCAAGGUCAGUGAAGAGAAGAUGGAGGGGACCAGAGAGAAGAAGGACCAGUUCUGGCAGUGA